Molecule: messenger RNA, 546 nt
Organism: Colletotrichum tamarilloi
Lineage: Eukaryota; Fungi; Ascomycota; Sordariomycetes; Glomerellales; Glomerellaceae
Product: SET domain-containing protein
Exons: 3
Source: RefSeq, a predicted model, not a curated record
AUGACCCCCCAGGAGCAACGUAUGGACACUCUGCAACAGGAUCUUUGCCGCGUGAUUGUAGACCUGCUCGCGGGAAUCCUGGGGGAUCAUUCAUUCGGGAACCUAGUGAAACCGGUGCUUCGAUUUGAAACUCUUAUCCAGGACGGCGAGCAGGGAAUGCCGCGUCAAACAUCCUGCACACCCAUGAUUUCGGUAUGUUGCAUAUCCAUUCUAAUCAACGAGGGCUGGAGCCCCUACUUAUCUAGCAUAAUUUCACAAAGCGAAAAUAACAGGCUGAGUUCAAACAUCGUCAUCAUCCCGCAGCAGUCCUCCAUUGACAGAUUUGUCGUCAACAUCUGGGAGCGGAUUCACGGCUGUAUGAGCUUCGAUUCCCAAAAUUUACUUGAACAGUGGCAGCUCGUGGCAACGGCGGCAAAGGCGGGAACGGGAAGCAGUAAUGAUGCUUUCAAGAUUUACUUUCCUGAGCAGCUGGGUUUCGACAAGCUCCAGGCGUCGUCAGCAGAGGGCACGCUGUCUGAUAUUGAGAUCGAAGGGAUUUUCAAUCGC